Helianthus annuus (common sunflower) is the source of this 633-nucleotide messenger RNA. Its product is annotated as ketol-acid reductoisomerase, chloroplastic. Gene Ontology annotation, molecular function: ketol-acid reductoisomerase activity. Gene Ontology annotation, biological process: L-valine biosynthetic process. The record is from RefSeq and is a predicted model, not a curated record. Gene Ontology annotation, cellular component: chloroplast; mitochondrion. The coding region runs from base 1 to 618 and encodes 205 amino acids. The transcript has 6 exons. NCBI's taxonomy places the organism in Eukaryota, Viridiplantae, Streptophyta, Magnoliopsida, Asterales, Asteraceae.
AUGGGAAACACCACUCCACGCGGUGGUCGUGCUAGCAGUGUCCCAAGCCAGGGGUACAGUGAUAGCAUGAUGGAGCAUGAAGUUAGGGCUUGUGUUACUGUAAAGAUUUAUGGUGUUUUUAUUGAUGUUACUGGAUGGGGUUCUCAGGGUCCUACUCAAGCUCAAAAUCUCAGGGAUUCUCUUGCAGAAGCUAAAUCUGAUAUUGUAGCGAAGAUCGGUUUACGAAAGGGUUCAAGCUCAUUUAACGAGGCUCGGGCUGCUGGCUUCUCUGAAGAAAGUGGAACCCUUGGAGAUAUUUAUGAGACUAUCUCUGGCAGUGAUUUGGUUCUGCUUUUAAUUUCAGAUUCCGCUCAGGCUGAUAAUUAUGAGAAAAUCUUUUCACACAUGAAGCCAAACAACAUACUUGGACUUUCACACGGGUUUCUUCUUGGUCAUCUGCAAUCGGUUGGGCUUGAUUUCCCCAAGAACAUAAGUGUGGUUGCUGUGUGUCCCAAAGGAAUGGGUCCGUCUGUCAGGAGACUGUAUGUUCAAGGAAAAGAUAUUAACGGAGCUGGAAUCUAUGCAAGUUUUGCUGUCCAUCAAGUUGUUUAUCUUCUUUAUUCCUUAUAUAUAUUGUGACAUAUAGCUUAUGAA